This is a messenger RNA of Polychytrium aggregatum, 2994 nucleotides long. RefSeq lists its product as uncharacterized. The record is from RefSeq and is a predicted model, not a curated record. Gene Ontology annotation, molecular function: protein binding. Gene Ontology annotation, biological process: ERAD pathway. Gene Ontology annotation, cellular component: endoplasmic reticulum membrane. The transcript is spliced from 13 exons. Lineage: Eukaryota; Fungi; Chytridiomycota; Chytridiomycetes; Polychytriales. The coding region runs from base 169 to 2784 and encodes 871 amino acids.
CUCUGCUUGCCUGCUCCUGAUUGCACUUGUCUCCAAUCUCGAUAUUGCCGGCGACCACACCCGCCCGUGAUCUUGGCCUGCACGUAGAUCCGGCGCCGUCUCCGCAUCGACCUUUCUCCCUGCCUCUGCCAUCCCAUCGAACCAAACGUGCUGGAUAGGGAGCUCGCCAUGAAGAGCUUGUCGCUUCUCGGGCUAUAUGUCCUCGGACUGUUACUUGCGCUCGUCGCUCUGUGCUGUGCGAGCGAUCAGGAUGCCAUUCCCCCCAGCGAUGCUGUCGGUCCCGUCCACGAUCAAGAUGUCGCCACUCGCCUGUAUCUUGCGGCCUUGGAGACACUUCGGCCUCUGGAGCCUCCUCCGCCAUCCGCUUCCUCAGGAACACACAAGGACUCAAAAGCCGCCAACGGCCUGCUUACGAGCAUCUAUACGAAGCCCGGCUACCACAGCGAUCGCUUGGGGCUGCUCCUACCUGAAGGAUUGACCGAUCCGCAGUCCAUCGACGACCUCGUUCGCGCUUCGGGGCUUCAAGAGCCCCUGGCCAGCAAACAGAGGGCCCUCCUCCAGCUUCAGUGGUCUGCUCGGUCUGGCAGCGCCGACGCAUGUCUCACCGUCGCCGACACUUAUCUGUAUGGAAAAUACGGCAUCAAGGCGAACUCCACGAUCGCAUAUCGGUACUACUCGCUUUUGGGCCAUCACUAUGGCAACGCAACUGGCCAGAGGAUGCUGGGACUGAUGCACGCCACGGGCAUGGGCCAACCUUCAUGGGCAAAGGAAAAGGAACGCUAUGCCAAGGCGCAACUGUAUAUGAGCUUUGCGGCCAUUGGAGGCGAUAAACUCGCAGACCAAGUGCUGGGCUACUGGCAUCUCAUCGGCGCUGGAACUCCAAAGAACUGCUCCGAGGCAGCCUGGUACUAUGAACGUGUUGCUGGUCGAGCCCUCGAGACCUUUUUGGACGGCCCGCCACUCGGUCGAACGCUGCCGCCGUAUAAGGACUUUAUCCCAGAGGGCGAGGGGGGCAUUUACGGCGUUGGGUCCAUGGACACUUUCGCAAAGAACUCUCACAGUUCGAGCGAAAAGGUCGAUGUCAUUCUUCAAUACUACAAGUACGAGGCAGACAACGACAACAUUGAGGCAAUGUUUCAUCUGGGUCAGAUCUACUAUGACGGUCAUGUGGUUACUCGAAGCUACCACACCGCAAUGCUUUACUUCAGCAAGGUCAUCAAGCAUUACAAGGCCGUGAUUGACACGUACAAGCGGAACGGCGUAUCCACCAAGGACCAGGAAAAAGCGAACCUGUCCAAAUUCGCAGCGGCAUCCGCCGGAUAUAUCGGGUUGAUGCACUGGCGCGGAGAGGGUGUCCCGCAAAGCGACAAAAACGCCCGCGCGUGGUUCGAGAAGGGGGCCACGCUCAAGUCCUCGCUGUGUCUCUAUGCCCUCGGCCUAAUGAAGCGCGAUGGCCUCGCAGGAUUUGAAAAGGAUCUCGAAGAGGCCAAGAAGCUGCUGACCGAAGCCGCAAAGGAAAACAGUGGCGCACAGUACGAAGUCGGAGCGCUUGCCAUGGCCGAAGACAACCAUGUCAGUGCUUUUACAUACCUAAGCCUGUCCGCUAAGAAGGAGAAUCUCCGGGCAUUUUUCCAGCUUGGUCGGAUGUACAACCGAGGGCUUGGCGUCCCCGCCGCAGACUGCCAGCUCGGAGUCGGGUACCACAAGCUGCUCUCCGAGCGGGCCGACUGGGAAACCCCGAUUGUCUACGAGGCAUACCAGCGCUACGAAGUGGGCGAUAUUGAAGGUGCUCUAUCGCGGUACCUGAUUGCCGCCGAACUGGGAUAUGAGGCUGCCCAGGUGAAUGCUGCGUGGAUAAUUGACCGAGGGAUCUAUGAGUUUGAAGACUCGGGCCUCUUCCCCGCCGAUGCGGAUCCCUGGAAAGUGGGUCUGGUGCUGUGGAGUCGAGCCGCCAACCAUCCGGCUCAGUAUAAUAGCCCAGCUCGUGUCAAAGCUGGUGAUUACUACUACCUGGGCCUCGGCACCGACACCGACGUCAGGCCACAGCCUCAGCGGAAGAGUACACAUGAAGAGCCCCCUGCCGACGAGACUUCCACCAAGAAGCAAAUUGAGCCAGCCUCCGAGGACAGCGCGGCAGAUGACGACUCCAACAAGCCUCGUGCCCGCGACGCCGCUUCCAAGAUCGACCUAUUGGAUCGCUUCGAGGGGCAGUUCCUGGAUCUUCUCGCGUCGUGGUAUCGCUACCUGGUGACCAAGCCGAUGUGGAUGAACAAGCGCGGACGGCCCGACUACCAACGAGCGGCGCUGUACUAUCAAGUGGCCGCCGACAUCGAGGCCAGUUCUGUCGCGAUGUUCAAUCUGGGCCGGAUGUACGAGUGCGGCAUCGGCGUUGAGAAGGACUAUCAUCUUGCCAAGCGAUACUACGACCGUGCAAUGGAUACCAACCCGCAUGCGUACCUCCCUGCCACUCUGGCGCUGAUGAAGCUCCGGCUCAAGAUGCUGUGGGCGGCCUUCUUCGACCCCACCAUGGUUGAGCGUCCUCGCGAGCCCGAGGCCCCGCCGGUGCAAGAGGUGGCUCCCAAAGUCGAGAUCUUUGACUUUGACCUGGGCGACGGAGCCGUCGACGACAAUGAGCAGGGCCACGCCGGAUUUUCCUUUGUCGUUGACGCCGAGUCGCUGAUCUUGAUGGCGUUGUCGGCGGUGGCGGCAUUCCUGUUCUACUACCGAGCGGUUCUCGGUCUGCGUGCUAUCGACCAGGCACGCAGACCUCCACAGGGCCAAUAGAGGCGAGGGCCAGAGUCCUCCGAUGCCACGAUCCUGGCUAGUGCGGAGGUGACUGUGGGCUGUGGGAACGCUCGAUGAGCCCAAUGAUCUGACUUUGUGGUGAUGCGCCAAGUACACAACACGACCAUCUGAUGAUGUGAUUUCUGGAUGUGACGGUUGCAGAUGCGAUGGUUUCAGAUGUGGCCGUUCCGGAUCUGACCUUUGCGGAUG